AUGAGUAGGACGUGUGAGCUGAGUGAUACAGAUCACGUGGGAUUUCCUGAUCACGUGGUCGUAAAGGAAGGUGCCGAAUAUUGUCCUAUUAAGAACCCUUGCACAUCCAGUUCAUGUACCAACCUUCAAAUCUGCAAACCCGACUUCUCGUGGGACACCUUCGCCUGUUUUAACACGUGUGCUUCAUGCCCUGCUUACAAGAACUGUGUUCAAGAUCCUUUGACUCUUGCACUAAAGUGCUCUGGUUUAUCACCUGAUUGUUGUAUGGCACUCGGUAUGGAGGACGGAAGGAUAAACGACUCCGCCAUUACCGCUAGUAGCGUUUACGCAGCGUUUAACCAUGAUUCAUUUCAAGGAAGACUUAACAAUAAGCGGGAUAAAGGGCCUCAAGGAUAUCACGGAUCAGCGUGGAGUGCCAAAGUGAAUCAAGUGGGAGAGUAUUUGCAGGUGGAACUCGGUCUAGAGUGUUACAUCACCAAAGUAGCAACCCAGGGGAGGGACUACUUAUUUUCAGCAGUGGUUAAACAGUGGGUGAAGACUUACAGUCUUCAGUAUGGACUGGAUGGUGUCGCAUGGAACAAUUACACUACAGGCGGAGAGUUGAAGAUUUUUACAGGAAACACAGAUACCACAAGCAUAGUAACCAACACCCUUGCAGCUCCAUUCAAAGCUCGGUUCGUCAGAAUUGUUGUCCAAUCAUGGAGUCAACACAUUUCCAUGAGAGCAGAGCUGUAUGGAUGUCAGGCUUCAAAUUAAGGGGUCACAAACCCAACACAUGGUCUGUUAGAUGCAAACUGUAAACAAUAGUCCAAAAUAGGGACUUCACUAUUCUGAUUAUUUUUUGAUUUUAUUGCACUGGAA
Actinia tenebrosa (Australian red waratah sea anemone) is the source of this 861-nucleotide messenger RNA. Its product is annotated as lactadherin-like. Lineage: Eukaryota; Metazoa; Cnidaria; Anthozoa; Actiniaria; Actiniidae. The record is from RefSeq and is a predicted model, not a curated record.